Molecule: messenger RNA, 1092 nt
Organism: Drosophila bipectinata
Lineage: Eukaryota; Metazoa; Arthropoda; Insecta; Diptera; Drosophilidae
Gene: Prosalpha4
Product: proteasome alpha4 subunit
Biological process (GO): proteasomal protein catabolic process; ubiquitin-dependent protein catabolic process
Cellular component (GO): proteasome core complex, alpha-subunit complex; nucleus; proteasome core complex
Source: RefSeq, a predicted model, not a curated record
GCUGGUCAUACUAUCAUAAAAAGAGCACCAUCAUUCCCCGACCGAGACGAAAAUCGUAUAGUUAAUAUUACAAAACUCAAGUUUUAUAUUAAAUAACGAAUUUUUAAAAAUGUCUGCGCGCUACGAUCGGGCUGUUACCAUUUUUUCACCGGACGGCCACUUGCUUCAGGUGGAGUACGCCCAGGAAGCUGUUCGCAAAGGCUCGACUGCGGUUGGUGUUCGCGGUGCUAAUUGUGUCGUUUUGGGUGUGGAGAAAAAAUCUGUGGCAAAGUUACAAGAAGACCGUACAGUGCGUAAGAUUUGCAUGCUCGACCACCACGUUGUAAUGGCUUUUGCUGGUCUGACAGCCGACGCACGCAUUCUAAUAAAUCGCGCUCAAGUUGAAUGCCAGAGCCAUCGGCUUAAUGUUGAGGACCCCGUGACCCUUGAGUAUAUAACCAGAUACAUCGCUCAGCUAAAACAGAAGUACACCCAGAGCAAUGGUCGCCGUCCCUUCGGCAUUUCUUGCCUAAUUGGCGGCUUUGACGCAGACGGCUCUCCUCAUCUGUUCCAAACGGAGCCUUCUGGUAUAUUUUACGAGUACAAAGCGAACGCCACUGGGCGUUCGGCCAAAACAGUACGUGAGUUUUUCGAAAAAUCAUAUUCCGACAACGAAGUGAGCACCCAAAAUGGAACCGUCAAGCUUGCUAUUCGUGCCCUCCUUGAGGUGGCACAGUCUGGCCAAAACAAUUUGGAGGUGGCUAUCAUGGAAAACGAUAAGCCUCUCAAAAUGCUUGACAGCAAGGACAUUGCCGAGUAUGUAAAAACCAUAGAGAAGGAGAAGGAGGAAGAACUUGAAAAGAAGAAGCAAAAAAAGUAACCCGGAAAAUAUAAAGAAAAGGACAGUCACUUUUAAUUUUUUUGUUCCUUAGUUGAUAGCUUUCUAACAGCUAACUUAUUCGUUGAAACGACUUGGUUUUGGAAAUGCUUCAAAAACAAGCUUCGGUAAACCGAAUGCUUACUGAAAAUAGUAAUUUUCUAUAAAGUAUUCUACAAAAUGUUAACGGGUUUGAAAAUAAUUUUUUGUAUAAAAUACAUAGCCACUGAAAAACA